UCCGAGGGAGCGCGCCAAACCCUCGGGGGUCUCUGGACAAGCUCCCCGGCCCUUGGAGGUCCGCCCCUUCUGCGUCCCAGACGCGGCUCCGACGGCUCCCGGGCUCAUCUUCAGGCUCCUCGGCUCUGACCGCAGCGCCAGUCGCCCCGCGGCUCUUCGCCUGGUGUCCGGGGGCCGUGCGGGGGCGGCGCCGGCAGGGGCGCCUCACCCCGGGCCGGCGGCGGUAAUGCUGUUGCGGUUACCGCCCUUGCGGCCGUGCGGACAGCUGGCGGUGGCAGAAGCCGGAGCCGGAGCGCGCUCGCCGCUGGCCGAGACGCCGCCCUCGCUUGCGCUCUGCUCCCGCGGCCGCCGCGGGAAGCCGGGGCCCCGCGCGGCAUGAGGAGGAGGCUGUGCGCCGGCGAGCGCCUAGCUCCUCGGCCCCCAGGGCCCCCUCGGGCCCCCGCGCAUCGCGCGCGCAGGCUGCGGCCCCGGCGUCCACGCUAGCCCCGCACAGGCACGAGACGCCUCGGCCGGGAGAAGGAGGCGGUGCGGGCCUGCGGAGUGCGGGCGGCCAGGACCUUGAGUGCCGGGGCUUCGCGACUUGGACCUUGGCGGGCGCAGGCAGCUGGAGCCGCGGGGGAGCCCAGCGUGCUGCAGUCGGCGGGCCCUCUCCGCAGGGGCGCCGCGGUGCGCAGCCCGCGCCUCUCCCCACCUGCAGUCCCUCCUCCCGCCGCUGCCAGGCCGAUCGAAAGCGCGUCCUAGCCCUUCCACGGCCUCCUCGGGUCCUUAGGUCCCCGGGCCCCCCGCCCCGCGUCCCCUCUCCCCUGCCCCCUCCCUCGGCGUCCUCCGGCUCUUCCCCUCCCCCGACUCCCCAGCCUCCCAUUCAUUCCACUCGCUCCCUCCUCUCUUCUCCCCGCUCGGGCCCUCUGUCCCCAGAGCCUCCGGGCACGGACCCCGCUGCAGUCUCGGGGUUUGUUUUUUUUUUUAGCACAUUCAUGGAAGUUUAGGGCCUGGACGGUGCCCCCAAGUCCGGCCUAAGAGUGCAGCCUGAGCUGCUGGCCGGGAAGAGGAAGAUGUCUGUGCUCAGGCGGAUGAUGCGGGUCUCCAAUCGCUCCCUCCUCGCCUUCAUCUUCUUCUUCUCCCUCUCCUCGUCUUGCCUCUACUUCAUCUAUGUGGCUCCGGGUAUCGCCAACACAUAUCUCUUUAUGGUACAAGCUCGAGGAAUAAUGUUGAGAGAAAAUGUGAAAACAAUAGGACAUAUGAUCAGGCUGUACACAAAUAAAAACACUACGCUCAAUGGUACAGAUUAUCCCGAAGGCAAUAAUUCAAGUGAUUAUCUUGUUCAAACAACAACGUUUCUUCCGGAAAACUUCACAUACUCGCCAUACCUCCCCUGCCCAGAAAAACUGCCUUACAUGCGGGGAUUCCUCAACGUCAAUGUUAGUGAGGUCAGUUUCCAUGAAAUUCGUCAACUCUUCUCCAAGGAUUUAGAUAUUGAGCCCGGAGGUCACUGGAGGCCUAAAGACUGUAAACCCAGAUGGAAGGUGGCCGUUCUCAUUCCUUUCCGUAACCGCCAUGAACAUCUUCCAAUUUUUUUCUUGCAUCUGAUUCCAAUGCUUCAAAAACAGCGGCUGGAAUUUGCCUUUUAUGUCAUUGAACAGACUGGUACGCAGCCUUUUAACCGUGCAAUGCUCUUCAAUGUGGGCUUCAAAGAGGCCAUGAAAGACAGUGUCUGGGACUGUGUAAUCUUCCAUGAUGUGGAUCAUCUACCUGAAAAUGACCGCAACUAUUAUGGAUGUGGAGAAAUGCCACGUCAUUUUGCAGCAAAGCUGGAUAAAUACAUGUAUAUUCUUCCAUAUAAAGAGUUUUUUGGUGGUGUAAGUGGACUGACAGUGGAACAGUUCAGAAAGAUCAAUGGUUUUCCUAAUGCCUUCUGGGGAUGGGGAGGAGAAGACGAUGACCUUUGGAAUAGAGUUCACUAUGCUGGAUAUAAUGUAACCAGACCAGAGGGAGACUUGGGAAAAUACAAGUCUAUUCCUCAUCACCAUCGAGGGGAAGUCCAGUUCUUAGGACGGUAUAAAUUGCUAAGAUACUCAAAAGAGCGCCAGUACAUUGAUGGGUUGAACAAUUUAAUAUACACACCAAAAAUACUGGUUGAUAGGUUGUACACAAAUAUAUCUGUAAACCUCAUGCCAGAGUUAGCUCCCAUCGAAGACUAUUAAAAGUAGCAGCUCUCAUGGCAGGAGAGACCACAGUGCUGGAUCUGGAGCUUGGAGGGCACUCUUAGUGGGAGUCAGUGAGUGGACGUGUCCCAGUGCCCUGGGCGGUGAGAAGAGCCUGCGUUCUCAGUGUUUACUUGUGUGAUUGUAUACAGUCAGCCUUCUUCCACCCACCUGCUCUUAGACUCAUUCCCUUCGGCGAGCCCUGCAGAGACUGGAUGCCCCGGCUUAAGUCUGGAGGUGAAGAGAGCUCCUUAGAAAGAGAAAAUUUUUAUACUGAAAUCUAUAAUUUAAUUCAAGAGAAUGCUUUAUUUCCGUUCCAACAUAUUUUGUACAUAUGUGCUGUAAAUUAGUGUGUUCACAUUGUUGAAAAAUAAGAUGUGUUGCAGUUUUGCAUGUAAUGGGUUAUGCCUUUAUGGGAUUUUUAUAAACACUUUUUUAUUUGCAUGGAAUAAAACAGCAUCAGUUUAUGUCACUAAACAAAGGUUAACCUUGUGUGAAAUGAAGGAACUGUCAGUAAUUGACAGCCAUCUAGUAUAGUGCACUGUUACACUAGUUCUGAGCUUUAGACCUUCAGCUUUUUGUGUGGAAGAAGUCACAGCUUCCUUAGGGUUUUAAAGGGUAAGAAGAAAGGGUUUAAACAGCUUUUCUUCCUACCAGGAUUACCUAUUUUUUUCCCCUUGCUAGCAAUCUCAUCAGAUUUUGCUAAGUCACAACCAUAUUGUUUACGCAUAUUGCAUGAGUAUUACCCAGAAAAUCUUAAAAGUUGUGAUGUGACAUGGUAUAAAGGACCUGUAUGUUAAAUGUCUCUCAUGUACCUCUGGUGUAGGUGUCAGGGAUUUUGUGCCUCAAAAAAUGUUCCCAAGGUUGCGUGUGGUUGUACACUGUAUUUUUUUUAAUUCAUAGCGAGUAGCACUUUUUUUUUAUUUCAUGUUCCGAAGAACCAAAAAUAUCUUCAUUUAAAAAAAGUCAAAACAGUUUUUUUAAAAGAAUGUGUUAUGGAAGACCCAGUAGUACUUAUAAUAUACAAAUAAAUUAUACUAUUAGAUAAGAAAUUAAAUGUUCUAUUUUUAUGAAGAUAAAUGCUUAGUAGGUGAAAAAGCAAAUUUUAAUUAUCAGACUCAGAAUUUCAAGUUUGGAAGGGAUACUUUUUAAUGUCAGCCAAUUUUAUUCAAACUACAUGUACUUUUUUCACUUUUAAUAAAUUGUAUCUCUGGUGUUAAUAAAACUUCCUCGCUAAAAGUAUAAAUUAAUAGGAUUAUAUUAAAAUACAUGAUCAGGUAUUUAAAUUCUUUGAUGUUAAGACUCUUCUCUAAAAACUGCCUGACAUCAAGUAUAAUACUUAAUCUUGAAUUUGGAUGAAAAUUUCAUAGCAAAAUCAAAUUAACUUUGAAUCAAAUUGACUUCGAAAAUUAUCAAUUAUGGUUAGCCAAAGAGUCUUUAAAUUUCUUAAGAUACUUUCACAAAUUUAAAACAAAAAAUUGUAUAUCUGUAAAGUGACUCUUCAACAACGAGGGGCAGUAUGGAUAGAUUAUUCACCUAACACAGAAACAUGGUUAUUUAUCUCUCAGGUUGUAAGUUUAAUUUUGGAGUUAUCAUUUUCUAUGGAAAAUACUGGUAACACAAACCACACCAAAUAUUGGUAACAGAAACCACAAACCAAAUCUUAAAAUAAUGGAAAUUCGUAUACUUUGAGAAAACUGAUAGCUCUCUAUUAUGAUACCAAACAAUUUUGUACAUUUAUUUCUUAGAAAUAUUUCCAAAAUAUUUGUUUUUCAUUUUUUUCUUUGGGCCAGUUCUCAAAAUAAUGAAAGUUCAAGCUGUCUGAAAAGCAAGAUAUUUGUUCUUAAAUUGUGUAUCUACACAUUUUCUGUCUCUCAUAGCCAAUGUAGUUUUUUAAUUUGACAAAAUGAAAGUAGAUUGGGAAAGUUUACACUUGAUCACUAACAAGCUAGUAGGGGCAUAGGAGCAUAAUUAACCCAAUAAUACUUAAAUAUUUUAGUUGGGGAAAUUAGGGCUGUUUCUUAGUAGGAAAACAUAUUUUUUUCUCUUUAAUAUGGAUCUGCCCACAUUUUUGAAUCUUCUCAUUUUGAUAAACGUUUUACAGGUUCAAGAGAACUCAGUUCUACUAGUGUAGCUGCCUUAUUUUCUUGGAUUAAGUCUAGUAGUAUUUUUUGUUUUAGGAGUGGGCCAUGAAUAUUCUUCUUUUUUCAGUUUUGGAUGUGGUAUAUCACCCUAUGAAAACCAUCUUACUCAUUUGCUUUUUUAUUUUUGUUUUGCUUUUUAAGUGCAGACCUCAGAUUGAUUCUGCCUAUAAAUAGUAACUUUUACAUGUUUGCCUAUAAGUGGCAGAGCUUUGCUAAGUUAUGUUCAUUGUAUGAAAAUAAUUAUCACAUAAAAAUUAACAAAUACAUUGCAAAUGCAAUCUCUAUGGUUUGUGGAGUUAUUAGUGAACACGCAGUGAUUGUCUAUUCUAUCAGGUGCAAUGCUAGGUAUGUCUACAGGAAAAUAUUUUUUUAUUUCUACAAAUAUCAAGUUGAACCCUUUCUGAAAUUAUGAAAACCUCCUCUGAUAAGUUAUCUGUUGUAUUUCUUAGUUUACAGUCAAGAAACAUAUAUUAUAUCUAUAUGGACAUAGUUAUGAGUUCCCUACGGCACUACUGGGAAAGUUAUAUCGUGCCUUUCAACUUGAGAAAGUAGUAAUGAUUAGUGGGCCUGUUGGUGGAAGAGGAAAGGGAAAAAUGUACAAAUCUGCUGUAACAUUAUGUCUCAUUUACAGUGGAGAUGGCCAUUUAAGUCCUUGCCAAAACUGGGGUUUAAUGAAUAUUUUUUUGAGCCUAAAUAUAAAUUUCCGUUUGUAUUUUGUGAAAAGGUGUUCAGUAAGAGAAUCUUAUUUGCAAUAUUAUGUAAAUACAAUAUGAUCUAUUAAAAACAUGCUUAUCCUCCUUUCCCAGCCAAAAUAUCGAUGUCCAUUUUAAAACAAAAUGGAAACUAUCCAAUACAAUAUUCUCCUUUGGGAGGCUCUGUACAAGUGAAAGCAGAUUUUGUGUCAUUUUCUUUGGCUUUUGCUUGUCUCUUAUAUUUCUUUGUGUACCUUCAAACAAAUACUGGUACUCUAGAUUUGUUACCUUGUAUUUGCAAAUAUGCCAGUGAGAGAACUAAAAUGGUCAUAGUGUUUAUUAGAAAGAGAAAGUGUACUUAAGAUUAUUUUAUUUAUUAAGAUCUCAAAGGCUUCUAUAUAAAUGCACUGAAAUAAAUACUAGUAAUUUCUUGUACUCAUUUUUUUUUUUUUGCUUCUCAUGGAAAUGUUUGUACUUUUUUAUCAUUGUCUUUUAUGAAAUAUAAUGUUCUAAAGACCUUG
Molecule: messenger RNA, 5558 nt
Organism: Sus scrofa (pig)
Lineage: Eukaryota; Metazoa; Chordata; Mammalia; Artiodactyla; Suidae
Source: RefSeq, a predicted model, not a curated record